This is a messenger RNA of Stegodyphus dumicola, 627 nucleotides long. RefSeq lists its product as uncharacterized. The record is from RefSeq and is a predicted model, not a curated record. Lineage: Eukaryota; Metazoa; Arthropoda; Arachnida; Araneae; Eresidae.
AUGAAAGUGCUGCAGUCCAAAGACAAAAUAGAGCUGGAUACAGGAUUUUCGGUGGACGUGAUCACCAUCAGACGACCUGUAGGUGCCGGUGGAAACAGGAAAGUCAUCAAUAUUUCCAUGGACAGACUGAGAAAACAGUCUAUUUUGUCUAUUCCCUAUGACGACGAAGGACUGUGCUGUGCUAAAGCGAUUGUUUAUGCUUUGGCCCAUUUACAUAUGGAUACGACUGCCAUCAAAGCCAUGCAAAAGUGUUGUCGGCCAGCCCUCGUGAAACGUGCAAAGGAAUUAUUAGAACUUCAUAUGGCUGCGAAUGUGCCUCUAGGCCCCUGCACGUUUUCAGAAAUCGCCAUAUUUGAAGACCACUUGGAUGUGCAAAUUGUCGUCUUUUCUUCGGAAAACUUGAACCGAGUGGUCUAUAAAGGAAGAGAGAGGACACAACGGAUAAAUUUGUGGCUCCAUGAUGCGCACUACGAUGCCUCAGCGAUGGAUGCCCAACCUCAGCGAUGCCAGGAUUGUGACCGUCUCUGCCGCUCUGAUGUCUGUUAUACAGCACACAAAGCCCUGACUGGAAAUCAAGAUUUUUCACUUUGCGAUAGGUAUACCAGUGCAGGGAAUGCUGCCAAGUGA